CUCACUCUCACAAUUUCAGAGAAGCACAAACACGCUUCUCUAUAAUUCCAAAUUGCUCUAAUAAGCCACAAAGUUUUUGCCUUUAUUCCUCUUUUACCGCUGGGAAAGUUGAUGAUUUUUGUUGAGGUGAUAUUGCAAUGGUUGGGAAGGAUAAUCUGAGGACUGAGGAUUUGAACUUGUGCUUUGAGAAUCUUAUGAUGGUUGCUGGUGGUGGGAAAGGAGGGUACAUGAAGGCUGGUGUUAUCACUGAAUGGAAGGAUAUUCCUGUGGAGCUUUUGAUGCAAAUUCUUUCCCUUGUGGAUGAUCAGACGGUGAUUAAAGCUUCUGGUGUUUGUCGUGGUUGGAGAGAUUCUAUUUUCUUUGGCCUUGCUCGUUUAUCACUCUCAUGGUGUAGCAAGAACAUGAACAACUUGGUCCUAUCUCUUGUUCCUAAGUUUGCAAAAUUGCAAACUCUAAUCCUUCGUCAAGAUAAGCCUCAACUAGACGAUAAUGCUGUAGGGACUAUUUCAAAUUUCUGCCAUGAACUGCAGAUUCUAGACCUCAGUAAAAGCUUCAAGCUCACUGAUAGGUCACUGUAUGCAAUAGCGCAUGGUUGUCACGAUCUUACAAAACUUAACAUCAGUGGAUGUUCAGCAUUUAGUGAUAAUGCUCUGACUUACCUUGCCGGUUUCUGUAGAAAACUCAAAGUUCUUAAUCUCUGUGGAUGUGUUAGAGCAGCAUCUGAUACUGCACUACAGGCUAUUGGACACUACUGCAAUCAGUUGCAGUCUCUGAACCUUGGAUGGUGUGAUAAAGUUGGUGAUGUUGGAGUGAUGAGUUUGGCUUAUGGCUGUCCUGAUCUUAGAACAGUUGACUUGUGUGGCUGUGUCCAUAUAACAGAUGAAAGUGUGAUUGCUUUGGCAAACAGAUGCCCCCACCUGAGGUCCCUUGGACUGUACUUCUGUAAGAACAUAACAGACAAGGCAAUGUAUUCCUUGGCACAAAGCAAAGUGAAAAACAGGAUGUGGGGAUCAGUGAAAGGAGGAAAUGAAGAAGAUGGCUUAAGGACAUUGAACAUUAGCCAAUGCACCGCACUCACUCCUUCUGCUGUUCAGGCAGUUUGUGACUCAUCCCCUGCUCUCCACACAUGCUCAGGAAGGCACUCACUCAUCAUGAGUGGCUGUCUCAAUUUGACUUCUGUUCAUUGUGCUUGUGCUGUUCAUGCACACCGUGCUAUCACCAAUUUCCUUCAUCCUGCUCAUUAAAACAACGUGAACUUCGAGGAAGUGCCCUUCAAGGGCUCAGAGAAGUGAUGAUGGUGUUAUUGUUCUCUUCUCAUCUUCAUGGUGUAGAUACGUUUAUGUUAAGCUAUGUUGGAGACUUUAGCUACAAAUGAACAGACUUUAGUUGUUGUUGUGUUUCAAACUUUUUGUUUUAAUCCCUUAUUUAAGAUAUUUUGGAUCUAAAAACUAUCUUGUUCUUGGUUAUUAUCUGUAUAAAUUUAUUGGACUUCUAAAUGUGUAUGAUUUUUGGAAGAAUAUGCACAUUAUGUAUCUGUCUGAUUCAAACUAUGAUGGGGUUGGCUUU
This is a messenger RNA of Cicer arietinum (chickpea), 1566 nucleotides long. Its product is annotated as F-box protein SKP2A-like. Gene Ontology annotation, cellular component: SCF ubiquitin ligase complex. Gene Ontology annotation, biological process: SCF-dependent proteasomal ubiquitin-dependent protein catabolic process. Gene Ontology annotation, molecular function: protein binding. NCBI's taxonomy places the organism in Eukaryota, Viridiplantae, Streptophyta, Magnoliopsida, Fabales, Fabaceae. The record is from RefSeq and is marked validated.